AUGGACGAAAAGGUCGUCUCCGCCUCGGCUCCUUCCCCAGCACCUUCAGCGUUCACCCCUUACCUCGACGCUCUCCACUCGAUACACCGUCCGAUCACCAACCCGAUCGCCAACACGUAUUCGAGGUUUGAGAAGUGGAAGGAGGGGUUCGGGUUGUACCAGCCCGGGACGGUCGAGAACUUGACGAGGGAGAUUAAGCAAACCCACCUCACCAACUUCCUCUUCGACGGAGCGCGAGCCGACCUGACAAAAGGUCUCUCCCUCUCCCCUGCUUUCCAGGUGACCCACUCGUUCAGCUUGGCCAGCGCCACCCAGCCUCCGAGUUACAACUUUGGAGCCGUUUUCGCGGACAACAACACUCUGCUCCAGGGUGGAGUUGAUCACACGGGGUCGGUCACGGCUAGGGCGAACCAGAGUUGGGGUCCGAAUGAUACGACCAAGAUGCAGGCUCAGCUCUCGGGUCAACCUGGUCACUCGAUGAUCCAGAUCGAGCACGACCACGCGGGUCCUCACUACUCGCUCAACCUGCGUACCAUCAACCCCUCUCCGACGGACCUCACCGGGAUCCACAUGGUCUCCCUCUUGCACUCCGUCUCUCCUCGUCUCGCCCUCGGUUUCGAGACCUUGAUCCAACACCCUCAACCCCAGAUCCUCGAGACCUCCACCAGCUACCUGGCCAAACUCACUUCCCUCCCCGCCCCCGGAUCCGCCGUGCCCGUCUCUUCCCCUACCUCCUUGGGUCUGAACUCGCUCAACCAGUGGAUCGCCACCCUCCAGCUCCAACCUCAGGGGAUUAUCCAGUCGACGUAUUACCAGAAACUCUCACCUUCCGUGGACGUCGGUCUGGACCUCCAGAUCUUGAACACCCCGGCUAGUCCGAUGGGACCGGGCAAGAGGGAGGCGACGGCGACGUUGGGAGCCAAGUACGAGUUUAGGAUGGCCACUUUCAGGGGUCAGGUGGAUAGUCAAGGAAAGGUCGGGAUGUUGUUGGAACAGAGGUUCACCCCGGCGUUCGCCUUCCUUGUCGGUGGGGAGAUUGAUCAUCUGAAGGGAACUUCCAAGAUUGGAAUGGGAGUCAUGAUCGAGUCGUCCUCGAUGACGCCCGAGGAGAUGCAAGCUCAGGCUCAGGCUGCCGGGAUGGCGCCUAUGUAA
Filobasidium floriforme is the source of this 1152-nucleotide messenger RNA. RefSeq names its product putative mitochondrial import receptor subunit tom40. Gene Ontology annotation, biological process: protein import into mitochondrial matrix. Gene Ontology annotation, cellular component: mitochondrial outer membrane; mitochondrial outer membrane translocase complex. The coding region runs from base 1 to 1152 and encodes 383 amino acids. The record is from RefSeq and is a predicted model, not a curated record. NCBI's taxonomy places the organism in Eukaryota, Fungi, Basidiomycota, Tremellomycetes, Filobasidiales, Filobasidiaceae. Gene Ontology annotation, molecular function: transmembrane protein transporter activity. The transcript is spliced from 4 exons.